Penicillium malachiteum is the source of this 1197-nucleotide messenger RNA. RefSeq lists its product as uncharacterized. The transcript has a single exon. Lineage: Eukaryota; Fungi; Ascomycota; Eurotiomycetes; Eurotiales; Aspergillaceae. The coding region runs from base 1 to 1197 and encodes 398 amino acids. The record is from RefSeq and is a predicted model, not a curated record.
AUGACGGAUCGGCUUAUUUCCCCGGCCUCGAACUCAACCUCGCACGACUCGGUUUCUACUCGUCAUAUUCAUGUUAAUACCCGAGAUCGUACCCGUAACCGUAACCACCGCAAAAAGCAAAGCGAGGUGACGAUCGUCCGUGGUAUGCGCUCCUCUUCACCUGCCCCGCCGGGUCUAUCUAGCGGGGAGUCUUCGUCUCCGUCGAUCACUUCGGUGGAGACUGAGUCCACUGGUCUGGGUUUGGGACUUUCGUUCGAUGUACGCGCUAGCUCAGUCUUUCAGGGUGAUGGCGUUGAGCUGAGACAGCGUGAUGAGAGUGCUUUGGCCUCCGUAGUUCCUGUCAUGUCUGUUUCUACUUCUUUCUCUACUACUUCUGUUCCUGUUGAUAGGAAUAGAAGUAGGACUGGAUCUGGUAGUGUUAAUGGAAGUGCAAAUGGGGCCGUGUUGCAUCGCUCGUCGCGCGCUUCUUCAUCGUCGUGGAGUGCAAAUGCUGCAUCGGCGGUAGUGUCGGCGGCGUCGAUGAAUAUGACGGAUCAUGGAGAGCGACCGAUGGGCACGGAUGAUAGGCUUUAUACAUGCUUGUUUCAUAUGCUGGACUGCCACGAGUCAUUUGAUGAUGUCACGCAUUGGAAAACGCAUGUACUGAGUCAUUUCAGGACACAUUUACCGCCACGGAUGGCGAGGUGUCCUCUGUGCCCGGAGGAAUUUGUUGAUGAGGGUGAUGAUGAGUCGAUAAUGUUGUCAUCUCUGUCAAUAUCAGAUCGCAACGACAGCACGGGUGACAGUGUUGAUGGAAAUGAUGAUCAGAAAUCCCCAGCUCAGGUUCUUGAGGAUUCAAUACCCUCGAUAGUUCUGUCUUCCCAGGAUGAGGAGAGAGAAGAUGUUCAACUGUCACAACCCGCCUGGAUUCGUAUGCUAAACCAUGUUGCCACGGCCCAUUACGAAACUGGAGAGACAUUAGCGGGCAGUCGACCGGAUUUUGAGCUCAUGCGCUACCUGUAUAGUAGGCGCAUUAUCUCCGAUGCUCAAUUCAAGGCUAUGCAGCUUGCACCUGCACCCUCGAGUCCAGCAUAUCAUCGCUCGCAGGAUGGCGUGCGUGCUAGUAUUGGAUCCUCUGAUGAGCCAUAUUGUGCACCGUAUAGUCGGAGACGAGAGGAGAGAAUGAGAGGAACUACAAGAGGGCUUAGUGUUGUUUGA